GGGGUAAAUACUCGGAUUUUAUCUUGUUUCUGGCUGCAAAUCAACUUCAGUCUGUUUUACAAACACGUUUAAACAUGAAAGCCCAGAAACGUGAAGAAAACGAGCUGGUUAACGGUUGCAGCUGAAGUUAGCUGCAGUCUGUGCAUUCUCAUCAUGGUGGACAUCGCUGUGCAGUAUGGUGCUGCGUGGGUCUGUCAGAGUCAAGGAUGCCACCUGGCUGAUGUCCUGCUUCCCGUUCAUGCCAGUAACAAAGAUGAUGACAAGGAGCUCGCUUGGACAGACGGAGAUGCCACAAACUGCUGGGUUCCAGUGCUGCUGGAGCAGACAGAAGAAGGCUCACCAUGUGUGCUGACAGUCUGCUGUAGCUCCACCCCUUCUGAUAGCACCCCCUCUGCCAUCAGCCGCUUACUGGUUGUGAGUGAAGCUCGAACCAUGGAGGUGUAUGACCAAACCGGCAACUACUGCGGGACCGUACGGGGGGUAAGAGAUGACAGCAUCCAGAUGGAGAGUACAGAUAGAGGCCCCUUCUACAGAAAACAGCUGAUCCUCGAGCAUCCGUCCACAUCCUGUGACCUGAAGCUCCUCUCUCUGGCUGGUAGAAGCAGUGUUGUGGUUGGUCGGGUCGUUGUGGGUCUUCAGACACUGCAGCCACGUCCGGUCUGUGGUGCCAGCAUCAACAUGCAGCAGGUGCAGAGUCUGGUUGAUGAGAUGGGAACCAGCCUGUCACCAGGAGCCCAGAACCUCAUGGACAUGGUGCACUUCCAACAGAAGAACCAGACCGGAUCUCUGGGCAACUUUUUGCCACUCCUGGUGGGAGGUGGACCUUUCUGUGCACGGACUCAAGGAGUCGGUGUUUCCCCAUCAGACAUACAGAACGAUGUGCACGCUGCAGACUCCAGGCUCGGGUCAGGCACGCCUACAAAUGGUGCUCAGCCAGCACAGACCGGAGUGACACCAGAUGGGUCCAACCAUACAGCAAGCUGCAAGAGUGGCGACCCAAUGAGCCACGCCCACUUGGUAGAGAUGAUUUCACACCUUCUGAAAGGGCAAGGGCGUGACCAGGCACUAUGCCCCUCUCCCGAAAUUCUGCCUAUGCUUCAGAGCGUCUGCGGUCAGGUGACAAAGCUGAGAAUUGAUGACGCUGCAACGGCAAAUGGCACAUGGGAGCUUGAUGCAGCCAUGGAGCGGCAUCUGGACGAGAUGGAGAGGAGGCUGAAGGAGCACAUCGACCGCCGGCUGGACGCUCUGGAGCAGCAUUUGGAGAAAGCGUUGCUCAGAGUCCUGCUGGCUUCGCCCCACCAGGAAACCACCAGCAGCUUGGCAGUCAGAGUAGCACCCAAAGAACCCGCAGAGCAGAUCCAGAUGGGACCGGCAGAGACCCUCAACAGCUCUGAACCGCGAACAGACUAACGUGUUACCCAGAGGCCCUGUCAGACUGGAGGCGGAGCAAAAAGAGGUGUGGACAAAA
This is a messenger RNA of Thalassophryne amazonica, 1468 nucleotides long. It is a transcript of the gene c18h10orf88, whose product is annotated as chromosome 18 C10orf88 homolog. The record is from RefSeq and is a predicted model, not a curated record. Lineage: Eukaryota; Metazoa; Chordata; Actinopteri; Batrachoidiformes; Batrachoididae. Bases 154 to 1410 code for a protein of 418 amino acids. The transcript is spliced from 9 exons.